AUGUUGGUGUCGGUCUAUUAUGUGGUGUAUAUGUCGGUGGUGUCGGUCUAUUAUGUGGUGUAUAUGUCGGUGGUGUCGGUCUAUUAUGUGGUGUAUAUGUCGGUGGUGUCGGUCUAUUAUGUGGUGUAUAUGUCGGUGGUGUCGGUCUAUUAUGUGGUGUAUAUGUCGGUGGUGUCGGUCUAUUAUGUGGUGUAUAUGUCGGUGGUGUCGGUCUAUUAUGUGGUGUAUAUGUCGGUGGUGUCGGUCUAUUAUGUGGUGUAUAUGUCGGUGGUGUCGGACUAUUAUGUGGUGUAUAUGUCGAUGGUGUCGCUCUAUUAUGUAGUGUAUAUGUCGGUGGUGUCGCUCUAUUAUGUAGAGUAUAUGUCGGUGGUGUCGGUCUAUUAUGUAGUGUAUAUGUCGGUGGUGUCGGUCUAUUAUGUAGAGUAUAUGUCGGUGGUGUCGGUCUAUUAUGUAGUGUAUAUGUCGGUGGUGUCGGUCUAUUAUGUAGAGUAUAUGUCGGUGGUGUCGCUCUAUUAUGUAGAGUAUAUGUCGGUGGUGUCGGUCUAUUAUGUAGUGUAUAUGUCGGUGGUGUCGGUCUAUUAUGUAGUGUAUAUGUCGGUGGUGUCGCUCUAUUAUGUAGUGUAUAUGUCGGUGGUGUCGCUCUAUUAUGUAGUGUAUAUGUCGGUGGUGUCGGUCUAUUAUGAAGAGUAUAUGUCGGUGGUGUCGCUCUAUUAUGUAGUGUAUAUGUCGGUGGUGUCGCUCUAUUAUGUAGUGUAUAUGUCGGUGGUGUCGCUCUAUUAUGUAGUGUAUAUGUCGGUGGUGUCGCUCUAUUAUGUAGAGUAUAUGUCGGUGGUGUCGGUCUAUUAUGUAGUGUAUAUGUCGGUGGUGUCGCUCUAUUAUGUAGAGUAUAUGUCGGUGGUGUCGCUCUAUUAUGUAGUGUAUAUGUCGGUGGUGUCGGUCUAUUAUGUAGUGUAUAUGUCGGUGGUGUCGGUCUAUUAUGUAGUGUAUAUGUCGGUGGUGUCGGUCUAUUAUGUAGAGUAUAUGUCGGUGGUGUCGGUCUAUUGUGUAGUGUAUAUGUCGGUGGUGUCGGUCUAUUAUGUAGUGUAUAUGUCGGUGGUGUCGGUCUAUUAUGUAGUGUAUAUGUCGGUGGUGUCGGUCUAUUAUGUAGUGUAUAUGUCGGUGGUGUCGGUCUAUUAUGUAGUGUAUAUGUCGGUGGUGUCGGUCUAUUGUGUAGUGUAUAUGUCGGUGGUGUCGGUCUAUUAUGUAGUGUAUAUGUCGGUGGUGUCGGUCUACUGUGUAGUGUAUAUGUCGGUGGUGUCGGUCUAUUAUGUAGUGUAUAUGUCGGUGGUGUCGGUCUAUUGUGUAGUGUAUAUGUCGGUGGUGUCGGUCUAUUGUGUAGUGUAUAUGUCGGUGGUGUCGGUCUAUUAUGUAGUGUAUAUGUCGGUGGUGUCGGUCUAUUGUGUAGUGUAUAUGUCGGUGGUGUCGGUCUAUUAUGUAGUGUAUAUGUCGGUGGCGUCGGUCUACUGUGUAGUGUAUAUGUCGGUGGUGUCGCUCUAUUAUGUAGUGUAUAUGUCGGUGGUGUCGGUCUAUUAUGUAGUGUAUAUGUCGGUGGUGUCGGACUAUUACGUAGUGUAUAUGUCGGUGGACUGCAUAACCUAG
This is a messenger RNA of Procambarus clarkii (red swamp crayfish), 1638 nucleotides long. RefSeq lists its product as uncharacterized. NCBI's taxonomy places the organism in Eukaryota, Metazoa, Arthropoda, Malacostraca, Decapoda, Cambaridae. The record is from RefSeq and is a predicted model, not a curated record.